GUGGUUAUAAACAAACUAGAAAUUAGAAAAAAAUAUAAAUUAAUUUAAAAAAAAGGAUCCAGGCAAGAUGGAAGGAUGCAGAUUAUGUUUAAAGAAUUCAGAGAACCUAUUUUAUAUAUAUGAGUAUAAGAACAAAAGAUUAAUAUCGGAGAUGAUUGUAGAAGUUAUUCCAGAAAUUAAGGAAGUGAUUUGUGAAUUUAAUGACCAAAUGAGCUGUUUUGUAUGUUAUGACUGCUUCGAAGUUAUCGUAAAGGCAAUAGAAUUGCGUAGAUAUAGCAUUGAUAACAAUAAAAGUCAAAGAAUUGACAAGAAGCCAAUUUUACAAAGUAUAAAAAUUGAAAAGGAAGAAUCUGAGGAUGAAGACUACGACCAUUUUCAUCUACAGAAUGUAUCCGUUGUCAUUGAUAGAUUGUCAGAUAAUGAUGAAGAGCCAUUUAUGGAACAUAACAAGUCUUCAAGACGCAGUAGAUCUGAAAAACGAGCAGCAGCUAGAAGAGCUGUUCAAACAAAGCAGGAAUACAGCGAUGAAUCGAUGGAUGAUGAAGAAAUUUAUAGACGAGAAACAUCCAGUAGAAGGAGCAUUAAGAGGGAGAAAGAGAAAGGAUGUCUUUACUGUCGGAAAACAUUUAUAUCCAAUAAUCUUUUAAGAUAUCACUACGACUUUGAGCAUGACGAUAAAAAGUUACAGUUUGGGUGUAAGGAAUGCAAUAAAAGAUUCCUAGAAGAGGACUUGUUCACAAAACAUGUAUUUCUGGAGCAUCAAAUUGAGUUGAACUCUGAGGAUGUUUUAGAUUACGCGAUGCGUGUUAAGCAAGAAAAGAAUAAUUAUGAAUGUGAAAUUUGCAUGGAAAAGUUCAAGACUAAAUCGAAAAUUGAGCAUCACAUUGUGCUGGAUCACUUGAGAGACUCUGAUGUAAAGAAUAAAUCAUGUUCUAUUUGUAUGGAAACAUAUGAUGAUGAAGAUUCUGUCAGGAAACAUUACGAAAUUGUCCAUAAGAAUGAGAAACGAACUUAUUCGUGCAAUAAAUGCUUCGAGACAUUCACAAAUGAGUAUCGUUUGAGACGACACAGAAAAGAUAUUCAUGGAGUUUUACCUAAAAUCUGUAACAUCUGUAAUGCUGAAUUUUCGACAAAACGCGAAUUUAAUCUUCAUCAGUAUUUGCAUUGUGACUAUUUAGCUGAAAAUAGAGAUCCAGUUAAGUUUGAAUGCAUUCUCUGUUCAUUCUAUACAUACGAUCAAAAUGAACUCUAUGAUCAUCUUCCUUUCCACACUAAAGAUUUCGAUCAGGACGAGAGAUUAAUUGUGUGUAUUAACUGCAAUACAGUUGUUAAGAAUUUCGAAUGUCUACACUCUCAUACAGGAGAUCAUAAUGAAUUUUUGACACAUGAAUGUCUAAAAUGUAACAAAAAGUUCGCUAUGGGCUCUAAAUUACUAAAGCAUUUGAUGAGACAUGAUGAAUCCACCCUUUUGAGAUGUCCUCAUUCUGAUUGCAAUUUCUCAACAUUAGAAAAGUAUUCGCUGGACAUUCACGUUAAGCAUAAGCAUGAAAAUAUUGUUCUUCAUCUCUGUCAAAUCUGCGGGACAUCAUUCAGUGAACGAGCUAGCUUGAAAAAUCACAUCACAAAUGUCCACGAAACUGAGAAUAAACUGUAUAAAUGCAACUUGUGUCCAAUGACAUUCAGAAUACCGUCACAUUUGAGGAAUCAUCAGUCUGUACAUUCUAAUGAGUAUACUUUUCCUUGCGACUUUCCUGGAUGUCCAAAAAUAUUCAAGGCAAAGCGAAAUCUCUUGCGGCAUAAAGUUUUUCAUGAUCCUAGCAAGUUAAACUACAAAUAUCACUGUUGUUUCGAAGGAUGUGGCAAGAAGUUCCUCAAAAAUGACGGCCUUAAACGUCACAUGCUCACUCACACUAAAAUUAAGCCACACGAAUGUACUUUUGAAGGAUGUGAUCGUGCAUUUUCUCAAUCAAAUGAUUUGUUUAAACAUUUAAGACAGCAUUAUGGACAUGACAGAGUUCACUUCUGCAAGUAUGACAAUUGUGGAGAAUCCUUCCGUUUAAAGGCAGAAUUGCGCUUGCAUGAAGCCAUUCAUUAUAAGGCAUGAAUUGUUUGUCAUAGUUUAAUUUAAUCUGAUUAUACAAUAAAUAAAAUGAUUUAGACUUAGAUUACGG
Molecule: messenger RNA, 2171 nt
Organism: Chironomus riparius
Lineage: Eukaryota; Metazoa; Arthropoda; Insecta; Diptera; Chironomidae
Source: the annotation of a GenBank genome assembly